AGCCUGUCCUUUGUAAUGACAACAUUAGUGUUGUCCCUAAGCCUGUUGAUGAAUUAAUAAAAACUCCGCCAGCUAUGGUGAAAGGAGGGCAACAUACACCCACAAGCAAAAUGGAAGAGGCCACAUUCCCAUACACGCUCGCUGACGGAGUUACAUUAGAGGAGAAUACGAACGUCGUACUGACGAGCUUAACGUCCAUGAUCUAUGGGAAUAGUCCGAUUAUAAAUGUUGAUGUGACCAAUGCUGGGUUUAUAAAUCUUGGAUCAACUCAAGCACGUAGUGAUAAUUCUGGAAAAGAAGCCGACAUGUCGUUUCGCCCACAAAUCGCGAGUGCCUGCACUAACGGGAGUGAUGGAAGGUAA
Molecule: messenger RNA, 362 nt
Organism: Ambispora gerdemannii
Lineage: Eukaryota; Fungi; Glomeromycota; Glomeromycetes; Archaeosporales; Ambisporaceae
Source: the annotation of a GenBank genome assembly